GGCAGCGAAGAGUUAAAAGGUGUUGUAGUGCGUCACGCAGGUGCCUCUCUGAGUCUUAAAUGUCAGACACACUCGAGAGCUCAGUUUAGCCGUAACGUCUGCAAAAAAGCGCUUUAUUUUCAAGUUUAUGAAAUGUUUUGUAAUCGAGUUGAACCCGCAACCUCUAAUCCGGCAGCGCCGCUGACCGUCCUCCGCGCAUCGGGCUCUCCUCCACUACUCAAACCUCUUGACCGGAGCACACUUUAGCCACUUCUGCCCUGUUUUACGCGUUGAUUUUGGGGCUGACUGCUGAGCUUUUUGACCCCUGGGGAUCAUUUCCUCUUUUCCGAAAGGACUUUUACUCGCGUGGAUAUGUGGUGGAUGCUGUUUCCUAGAUGGAUCUGGUUUUUGUUGGGACAGCUUUUCUGCGUCUCGCGUUUGGACUUGCGCGCGCGAGCGAUGCCAAUGACUCUGUCCAAAGUAGUGUAUUCUCAUGCGGGAAUGUGUCCGAACGAGAUGAACCCGAACCUGUGGGUGGACGCCAUGAGCACCUGCGCGCGGGAGUGCGAGUCCGACCAGGACUGUGAGCCGUUUGAGAAAUGUUGUUCAAAUGUUUGCGGACUCAAGAGUUGUGUGGCUGCCCGAUACAUGGACAUUCAGGGCAGGAAAGGUCCAAUGGGAAUGCCGAAAGGGGUCACCUGCGACAAAUUCAUGUGCACCCAGCAGGGUUCAGAGUGUGAAAUCUGGGAUGGACAACCAGUGUGCAAGUGUAAGGACCGUUGUGGACGUGAGCCCUUUUUCACCUGUGCCUCAGAUGGCAUGACUUACUAUAACAAGUGUUACAUGGACGCAGAGGCUUGCACCAGAGGCGUCACCCUCACUGAAGUCACCUGCAGGUAUCACUUUAGCUUGUCUAAUACCAGCCCUCUCCCAGUGGAAACCACUGCUCGGCCCACCACUGCUCAUCCCAUAACUACUCCCAUGGACAUUCAACGCCCUGCCAUGCUCAGCAAACCAGCACACCACUUUGUAUUUGUGGGCGAAACGGCCAGCUUCCUCUGUGAGGUGACGGGAAAACCAAAGCCGGCAAUUACAUGGGAAAAGCAGAUCGAAGGUAAAGAGAACACUGUGAUGAGACCCAACCACAUGCAAGGGAACAUAGUAGUCACUAACAUUGGCCAGCUGGUCAUAUACAACGCUCAGGUCCAGGACGCAGGUAUAUACACCUGCACGGCCACAAACCAGGGCGGGUCCGUGCAAGCACAUUUCCCCCUUUCUGUAGUCCCUAGAGAGCAACUCAAACCAGUGCUGGUCAUGAAUUCCACUCGUCUACCUGCUGAAGAGUGCCUGAAAGCACCGGACAUGGAUGACUGCGGAGAGGAGAGUAUGAGAUGGUACUAUGAAGCCAAGCGCAACAACUGCUUCACUUUCACGUACAGCCAGUGCAACAAAAACCGAAACCAUUUUGAUGCCUAUGAUUCGUGCAUGCUGUCCUGUGGAGCAGAGCUCGCUGCACCUUGCUCCCUGCCUAGUGUGCAAGGUCCUUGCAAGGCUUACAAGCCACGCUGGGCUUACAGCCAUGCACUCAAAAAAUGCCAGUCAUUUGUUUAUGGAGGCUGUGGCGGCAACGAGAACAACUUUGAAAGCAAGGAGGCUUGUGAAGAGAUGUGCCCUUUUCCCAAGACCCACAACUGCAAGCAGUGCAAACCCCGGCAGAAGAUGGUCCCCAGCUUCUGCAAGAGUGACUUUGUGGUUUUGGGUCGCAUUUCAGAGUUGACGGAAGAUCACGACUCCGGACAUGCCCUCAUCACGGUGGAGGAGAUCUUGAAGGAUGAGAAGAUGGGGCUGCGGUUCUUUGGGCAAGAACCUCUGGAGGUGACGCUGCUCAACAUGGACUGGAACUGUCCCUGUCCGAACAUAACGAGAGCCGAGGGACAGAUGAUUAUCAUGGGGGAUGUUCACAAUGGCAUGGCCGUGCUUCAGCCCGACAGCUUCGUGGCCACUUCCAGUGUGCGGCGUGUUCGCAAGCUCCGUGAGAUCGUCAACAAAAAGACUUGUGACGUUUUGAAGGAGUUCAGCAGCACAAAGUACUAGAAUAUUCCAAUACCCGAAUCUCUGGACAUCCUAGAGCAGGGUUGCCAGAUGCUGCCUCUGGAGUGUAUUUUCCCUCAGCAACCAACACACCCGCCUUUAAGUUUGUAGGAAUCCUAAAGAUCUUGAUUAACUUCAGGUCUUAAGUUAAGUUCUAAAGAAGAUGAUCCUUCAGGAGCAGUGUAUAUACACUCUUGUCCUAAACCAGAGGUAUCCAAACCUGUUUCUGGAGGGCCGAUGUACCUCUAGAGUUUAGCUCUUAACAUCUUUUUGAAAAAUAUUGGUACGACCUCCACAUGACAAUAACAGCCUCCAAAAUGAUUCAGAGCUAUGGAAAUCCACAUGAGGUGGUUUUAAAUGAGCAAGUAUUUCAAAUAUUACUAACGUAAACAUUAGCUGAGCAGCUUACAGCGCAAGGCUUGAUUGACAGGGACAUCACUCCUGUUGGUAUCGUCAAUCUGGCAAUCUGCUUUGCGUCGAGUUGUUAGUGGAGAGUCUGGCUUACAAUAAACCUCUCCAAUAUUUCAAUUUGGACUGCUAUAGCUAGUUCAAUCUGACAUGCUGCACCUUUAAAGAAAAUUGUAAGUUUUUCACUCAUGAUAACAACUUUUUGGUGUUAUUAUGCAUUCAACUCGUAAAUACGAUUUAUCCAACAGGACUUGAAUGCAUGAUAAACUGCAGAAUAGCAGCCCUCCAGGGGCAGUAAUGGACACCCUUGUCCUAAACAAGGGCUAUCCAAACCUGUUUCUGGAUGGCUAGUGUUUAGCUCCUUAGGGUCCUCAGAUUAGGUAGGUGUACUGAAUCGAAACUGCAGCUUAGCAGGCCUCCAGGAGCAGUUUUGAACAUGUCCUAAACCAACGUGCCUGCCUCUUAUAACUGUAUUUCUUAUUGAAACAGGCUCACUUAAAACUUGACUUGUAGAUUCUACAAUCAUAUCUCAUGCUUCUGACUCAGCAUGGAGAUGCUUGAAUUAUCCAAGGAGAGAUAAAAUAUGUGAAUUACACUGUUUGUAUGACACACAGGCAUACGUAUAUGCUAGCUGAUUUCUUAUGAAAGUAUUACCUUAUUUACAUCUACAUGUCGUAGUGUAAGUCCAGUUAUUUUAGUUUGACUAAAAAGCCACAAAUGUACUAUUUAACUCUUUCUAACUGUCUCAAAACAAAUGCCUCGCAGGCAGCCACUGAACUUUUACUUUCGGUGGAAACAAGUUGUUAAAUAUUACUAACCUAAAACUUUAUUUAUGCCUUGUGAGGAUUUGAUUAAAGCUGAUGUGUGUAAUUUCUUUCAGAAUAGGCAGAAUAAACACCAUGUUAACAUGCAGAUGAAAUUCUAAGCAAACUAUUUAGAUGAAAAGUGCAAAUUAAAGUUCACAAUGCUAGAUUGUUCAAGUACAACAUUUGCUCAACCAUACUGGGAAAUCCUAGUAGGAUUUAUUUGUCUAACGAAUUGAAGAACGUUCAGGAAAAUUUCAUUUCAUGUUGUAGUAAGAAAAUUACACACUUCACCUUUAAUUAUGAAGCCAUGUCAUUCUUAAACUAAAAACAUGACAUGUUAAAUACUAUUGCACCUUAUUUUAAUUCAUAGUCUUUUGUGCUGUAAUCAUUGUCCGUUGUACCGUCUAUUUAUGCAUUACUACCAUAAAUUGAAACAAAGGUAGUGCUACGUACUUUACAAAGUACAUUACAUGUUGUUUUUGUUGUUUUCUUUGUCAAACCAUACAAUGGCAAACAUAUAAUGAGAUUAUAACUAUUAUUUUAUGAACAGUUGAAAUGCAUUAAAUGUUUAUGGAACACCAGAGAGACGAUUAAAGACAUUUCCAAUCAAA
Messenger RNA from Danio aesculapii, 3895 nucleotides. It is a transcript of the gene wfikkn2a, whose product is annotated as info WAP, follistatin/kazal, immunoglobulin, kunitz and netrin domain containing 2a. The coding region runs from base 352 to 2073 and encodes 573 amino acids. The transcript is spliced from 2 exons. Gene Ontology annotation, cellular component: extracellular region. Gene Ontology annotation, molecular function: serine-type endopeptidase inhibitor activity; protein binding. The record is from RefSeq and is a predicted model, not a curated record. NCBI's taxonomy places the organism in Eukaryota, Metazoa, Chordata, Actinopteri, Cypriniformes, Danionidae.